This is a messenger RNA of Medioppia subpectinata, 876 nucleotides long. Lineage: Eukaryota; Metazoa; Arthropoda; Arachnida; Sarcoptiformes; Oppiidae. The record is from the annotation of a GenBank genome assembly.
AUGAAACAGGAGCUUAAAGAGGAGCCCAUGGCAUUUGAUGUACCGAUUGAUAAGUACGACACGAUUGUUGAUAAACGUGGUUACCCCAUGUGGUAUUAUUCUGAUAAAGAGCAUGGUCAAAUUGGUUGCGUUAGUAAAUUCGGUCAAACACUGAGUCAUACAAUAGCGCAGUACUCGGCGUAUAAAAGUCUGAUUGAGAUGUUUGUUAUGACACUAAACCGUAUGGAAGAGGAGUUAAUGGACAGCGAAUAUAAACAAAGGCCUGAAAUUGAAUUGUUUGGAGUUCCCAAAGAACUUUAUUUUAACCCUGUCUAUUAUCUGAACACAAUUGAGUCGGCCAUAGCUAUGGGCGAGACUCUGGUCGGCGCCGACGGCAGACAUCGGGCGAUCAUUUUUACAGACUAUAAACUGCGGGACAAACUGUACGCAAAUCACCCGACAAUCAAUUGGAUCGUAACCGACAUCAGCGACGACGAGAGCGAAGAUCCGGACAAUGAAACAAACAGGUAUUACGGGGCGGGACUGUCAACGGGUGGACAACAGGUGUUGACCCAAAGGGACCACAAAUUAGAUGCUUUUGUAGAGCGAGCUCUCAUUGACAUCCGGCCAGACUUUAUAUUCGUCGACUCGCGGCUAGACUUGCCAUCAGUCGCGCGGUCAGGCGUGCCCUGGAUUGUGGUCAACGCAUCUCAGCCAUUGUCGCCCACCGUCGAUGAAAAACUCACUCAAUCCGUUUGCGUAGAGGUUGAGGUACGGGAAGGCCUAAGCGUUGGGAUCACUAUCCCCUGUAUUGAUGAUAAAGAUUUGUUAGACAAGUUGACAGAAAUCGGGAUAUUGGAAGAUAUUGAUAAGUUUCCCAAAUUGAUUAAACACAUU